Meloidogyne enterolobii is the source of this 248-nucleotide messenger RNA. The record is from the annotation of a GenBank genome assembly. Lineage: Eukaryota; Metazoa; Nematoda; Chromadorea; Rhabditida; Meloidogynidae.
AUGUGCAUACCUUUUUUACUUAAAAAUUAUUUUUUUAAAGAUAAUUCUACCAAUUCAACAAUAUAUUUAAAUUUAACCCCUUUCAAUGAUUUAUUAAAAGAAAUUCAAAUAUUCCCUUACAAAAGAAAUAUUCUCUUUUUUGAUAUUGACGGUGCUGAAUGGGAUAUAUUUGGAGUUAUUUUGAAUAAAACAUUUUGUGAUAAAUGGCUCAGAAGUUUUAAACAAAUUUGUUUAAAAAUAAGGUAAAU